This is a messenger RNA of Cyprinodon variegatus (sheepshead minnow), 386 nucleotides long. Its product is annotated as serine/threonine-protein kinase mTOR-like. The transcript is spliced from 2 exons. Lineage: Eukaryota; Metazoa; Chordata; Actinopteri; Cyprinodontiformes; Cyprinodontidae. The annotation marks the transcript as partial. The record is from RefSeq and is a predicted model, not a curated record.
GAGGCAGAAGACCAUACAGGUGGACGCUACAGUGUUUACAUGUAUCAGCAUGCUCUCCAGGGCCAUGGGGCCCAGCAUCCAGCCUGACAUCAAGGAGCUUCUGGAGCCCAUGUUGGCUGUGGGCCUCAGUCCGGCACUUACCGCAGUGCUGUAUGACCUGAGCCGUCAAAUCCCUCAGUUGAAGAAAGAUAUCCAGGAUGGUUUGCUGAAAAUGCUCUCCCUGGUGCUAAUGCACAAGCCUCUGCGUCACCCUGGGAUGCCCAAAGGUCUGGCUCACCAGCUGGCCUCCCCCAGCCUCACAAACAUUCCUGAGGCCAGCGAUGUGGGCAGCAUCACCCUGGCCCUGCGCACGCUGGGAAGCUUUGAAUUUGAAGGUAGGAAACUCA